Molecule: messenger RNA, 5369 nt
Organism: Sarcophilus harrisii (Tasmanian devil)
Lineage: Eukaryota; Metazoa; Chordata; Mammalia; Dasyuromorphia; Dasyuridae
Product: ceruloplasmin
Exons: 21
Coding region: 375-3665 (1096 amino acids)
Biological process (GO): iron ion transport
Cellular component (GO): plasma membrane
Molecular function (GO): oxidoreductase activity; copper ion binding
Source: RefSeq, a predicted model, not a curated record
GGGAAUUACAGCUAAAACCUAAAAGAUCCCUGCCAAUAUAAAUGAAAGAAAGGAUAGAGUUAAGCACUCUCUAAUUCCUAAAACAAUAAUGGUUGAUUUUGUUAGUAAUAAGAAUGGAUUGACAAAGAAUGACCUAGUUUGGUUUUUUGGUUUUUUUGUUAAGGUUAUUUUGGGUUUGGUUUUUUCCCCAGCUUGUUUCUGAGAAUUGGACCAAAAGAAAAAAAGGAAAAUUGGUAUUUGUUUUUAUUGAAGCCGCAGUUGACUGUUGUGCAAUAUUAAACUGUGUCAAACAGCAAAUAAAGGAGGAAACUCUGAGAUAAAAAUGUCCUGGUUCAGUUUGUAUUUCAUUAUUUCUUAGGUUCCAAGCCUGAAAAAUGCAGUUUUUGUUGCUUGUCAGCUUUCUGUUUUUCUACAGUACCCAAGUCUGGGCAAGAGAGAGGCACUACUAUAUUGGGAUUAUUGAAACAGCUUGGAAUUAUGCUCCCAUCAGUGAUGAGAAGAAACUGAAUUUUGAAGAAUUAGAACCUGAAUCCAAACUCUAUCUUCAAAGAGGGCCAGACAGAAUAGGAAGUACUUACAAGAAAGCCAUAUAUGUCCAAUAUACUGACAACCUCUUUACAACAAUAAUUGAAAAACCAUCCUGGUUGGGAUUUGUAGGCCCUAUUAUUCGGGCAGAGACUGGAGACAAAGUUUUUGUGCAUGUAAGAAAUUUUGCUUCCAGAGCCUACACUUUUCAUGCACAUGGAAUAACCUACUAUAAGGACCAUGAAGGUGCUCUCUAUCCUGAUAAUACCACAGGCCCACUCAUAAAUGAUGAUAAACUACAACCAGGAGCACAAUACACAUAUGAAUUAUUUGUCCAUGAACAGCAAGGCCCUGGUUUGGAGGAUAGUAACUGUGUGUCCAGGAUCUACCACUCACACAUAGAUGCCCCAAGAGACAUCGCAUCUGGACUCAUUGGCCCUUUGAUAAUUUGCAAAAAAGAUACAUUAGAUAAUGAGAAGGAAAAAGAUAUCGAUAAAGAAUUUGUUGUGAUGUUUUCUGUGGUGGAUGAAAACAUGAGUUGGUAUUUAGAGGAAAACAUUAACACCUACUGUUCUGGAAAAGUUGAAGAGGACAAGGAAGACUUCCAAGAGAGCAAUCGGAUGUACUCUAUAAAUGGAUAUACUUUUGGAAGCCUCCCUGGGUUCACUAUGUGUGCAGAAGACAAGGUGAAAUGGUACCUUUUUGGCAUGGGCAAUGAAAUUGAUGUGCACGCUGCUUUUUUCCAUGGGCAAACUUUGACUAAUCAGCAUCAUCGAGUUGAUACUAUAAAUCUAUUCCCUGCCACACUGAUUGAUGCCUUAAUGGUGGCAAAGAACCCUGGAGAAUGGCUGCUUAGCUGCCAGAAUUUCAACCAUAUGAAAGCUGGCUUGAAGGCCUUUUUCCAGGUUCAGGAUUGCAAAAAACCUUCAUAUGAUAAUGUUGAUGGGAAAACUAUUAGACAUUACUACAUUGCGGCUGAAGAAAUCAUCUGGAAUUAUGCUCCUUCUGGCGUAGACUUAGACGCCCCUGGAAGCUCCUCAGAAGUAUUUUUCAAACAAGGAGCUGAUAGAAUUGGAGGAAUUUAUAAAAAACUGGUUUUCCGCGAGUAUACAAGUGACGCUUUCACCCAACGCAAAGACAGACUCCCUGAAGAGAAACAUCUGGGCAUCCUAGGUCCUGUCAUUAAGACAGAAGUUGGAGAGACCAUCAAAGUUACUUUCUUCAAUAAGAGUCCCUUUCCUCUCAGCAUUCAGCCAACUGGUGUAAGAUUCGACAAGCAUAAUGAAGGAUCCCAUUACAAUUCACUCCAUGAAGGUAUUUCUUUUACUUCUCCUUCUUCAAAUGUGACACCCCAAACAAAGUUUACCUAUGAAUGGACUGUCCCAGAUGGAGUGGGUCCUACAUACCAGGAUCCUAACUGUUUAACCAAGAUGUACUACUCUGGUGUAAAUCCCAUUAAAGACAUGUUUACUGGACUUAUUGGUCCUCUCAUCAUAUGUAGAAAAGGAAGUUUGGAUUCUGAUGGUAGACAGAUAGGUAUGGACAAAGAGUUCUAUUUGUUCCCCCUAGUAUUUGAUGAAAAUGAAAGUCUGUUCUUGGAUGAAAAUAUCCAAAUGUUUACAAAAGAACCUCACCAAGUGGAUAAAGAAGAUGCUGAUUUUCAAGAAUCCAAUAAAAUGCAUUCCAUAAAUGGAUUCAUGUACUGGAAUCAGCCUGGACUUGAAAUGUGCCUAGGAGAUACUGUUUCAUGGCACUUAUUCAGUGCUGGAAAUGAGGCUGAUAUACAUGGGAUAUACUUUGCAGGAAACACAUUCCUCUCUAGGGGAGAACAGAAGGACACAGCUAACCUUUUCCCUCAAACAUCUCUUACACUCCUUAUGACACCUGACUCUGCAGGACUUUUUGAUGUUGUAUGCCUAACAACAGAUCACUACACAGGAGGCAUGAAACAGAAAUAUCUAGUGAAAGAGUGUGAGAAGUCUAUAUCUGACACAACACUAUAUCUACACCAGAAAGUCUACUACAUUGCUGCUAAGGAAGUGGAAUGGGAUUAUUCCCCAAGCAGGCACUGGGAAGAAAAACUGCAUAAUUUACAAGAACAGCAAAAUGUUUCCAAUGUGUUUUUAGAUAAAGAAGAAUUCUUCAUAGGUUCCAAAUACAAGAAGGCUGUAUAUCGUCAAUACACUGAUAAUACAUUUAGUACUCCAAGAGAGAGAAAAGAAGAUGAGGAACAUUUGGGAAUUCUAGGUCCACAACUUAUGGGAUAUGUUGGUGGCAAAGUUAUAAUUGUCUUUAAAAACAUGGCAUCGAGACCUUAUUCGAUACAUGCCCAUGGGGUGAAAACUCCUAAUUCUGUGGUAGUUCCAACACAACCAGGUCAAACGCAGACUUAUACUUGGGAAAUCCCCCAAAGAUCUGGUGCUGGAAUAGAAGAUUCUCCUUGUAUUCCCUGGGCUUACUAUUCAACUGUAGAUCAAGUUAAGGAUCUUUACAGUGGAUUAAUUGGUCCUCUGAUUAUUUGCCGCAGACCUUUUAGACCUGUAUAUGGAGCCAUAAAGAAACUCCAGUUUUCUCUUCUAUUUUUAGUUUUUGAUGAAAAUGAAUCUUGGUAUUUAGAUGAAAAUAUCCAAACUUACUCUGCUGCACCAGAAAAAGUAAACAAGGAAGAUGAAGAUUUUAUAGAAAGCAACAAAAUGCAUGCAAUUAAUGGACUAAUGUUUGGAAAUUUACAUGGUCUGACAAUGCGUGUUGGAGAUAAAGUCAACUGGUAUCUCAUGGCCAUGGGAAAUGAAAUUGACCUGCAUAGUGUACAUUUCCAUGGACACAGCUUUGAAUAUAAGUUUGGAGGAGUUUAUCGUUCAGAUGUCUUUGACCUCUUCCCUGGGACAUCCCAAACGAUCGAGAUGUAUCCAAAUGUGCCCGGAACAUGGCUACUUCACUGUCAUGUGACUGACCACAUCCAUGCUGGAAUGGAAACUACCUAUACUGUCCUUAAAAAUGAAGGGGGAAACUGGAAAGAACAGGAUCUACUGUCCAAUAAAGGAUCUCCUCAGACUCAUAGGAAGAUAAUAGAUAUGAAAUAUCAAUUUCUAGUACUUCUAACAAUUUUUUCCCAGCUGUCAAUCACGGGACAACUCUGAGAAUAAGAUAUAUUAUGUCAUUCAAGCAAUAGACCAUCCAACUGCAAUGACGUUCUGGACCACAGGCAUUAUUCAGCUACUUAACAUUUCCUGUUUGGAUUGUCAAGUCAAUCUCUGAUGAACACUGAUGGAUGGCAUCAUACCUCCAUGAAGUCUGAUUUAAUCAAGGCAAUGCCAUCUGCACACAGUAAUGUCCAGAGGGCCAUUAAAUACACUUCUCGCACUGGGACUCUGCCCACUCCAGACACCUCCAUGUCACACCUCCAUGAUCCUUUCUCUGGCUGCCUACUCCAAUCUUGCAAACACUCCAGCUCCUGCCCUGGGAUCCUGAUCUUGUGAUCGGUAAGAUUUCUUCCUAGCUAGCUUGACCCAGAGCCACCAUGUGAGCUACAGACACCUUCAGACCAUGCUGUGGGAGGUACAUGCCCUUCCUGCCAACCCCAAACUUCUUUCUACAUGAUUUCCAACAAAGAGGGAAGCAUUUAGAUUAUACUUUCCUUUAGGUCAGGGACUGUCUUUGACCUCUUUUUGCAUUCACAGGGUGAGCACUUAAUAAAUGUUUACUAAACUGAAAAGUAUUUGAACACUCCAAAUGUUGUAGUUUAAUAAUCCAUGAGGUUAAACCUGGAUCAUUCAUAUAGAAGAAUGUAAGCUCUUUGAGGGCACGGCCCAUUUCUUAUUUUAUAUCUGUAUCUCCAGAACAAAAUGGAAUCAAAUCAUAACACUAAAUUAUCCGUUCUACUGUGUGCCUGUUUAUUCUCCUCCUGCCAAUUAUACAAUUAAAGGUAGAUUUUGUUGUCUAGGAGUGUUCAUGUAAAUACACACACCCAUUAAAAUCCCUAAGAGGCCUUAAAUGGAUUUCUAGGAGUGUUUAUAUAAAUAUGCAUACCCACAAACUUCCUAAGACACUUUGAAUAGACUGGCUGUUUCAAUCUUUGUUCUUUCAAAGAAGUGAGAGAAUCUUGGCAACAACUGCUGAAAUGAUUAAACAUAUGAAGUAAUAUAUUACUGUGUGUAAACACACGAAUAUUUACAUGUAUGUAUGUGAACAUAUGAAACAAUAGUAAUAAAAGAAAACAAUCAAAUUAGGAAGUGCAAGCCUAAGGUAGCUGCUGGCCAAAGAUUUUUGCCAAACAAAAUUAUUCACUUUCAUAAAAGAAAUGCUGUCAUUACCUGUAAUUUAGAAAGGUCUUCUGCAUAAUUUUGAUCAUGUAAAGAAUCUGAUGAUGUUAAGAAGUUAACCCAGGGGUAAAUUAAACCAUAAUGACUACAGGAGUUUAUCUGAAAAGGAAAAUAAAUUUCCUGUUAAACCAGAAAACAAAAAGCAAAAAACACACCACAAAAUGAUUUUUAUUCUGCUCUAACAGGCAUUUUCUAAAAUGUAUAAGCACCAUGCUACCUUUUUAAAGAAUCUAACUGUAUUCCUAUUAAGUUAACAUUUUCUUAAGUAGCAAUUUAAAAUGCUUAUUAGUUUUGAAGUACUAUUUUCUAGAAUUUCCUGACUUGUACACUCCUUUUUGUGAUUAUAAAGAGGGACACAUAAAAUCUUAGGACAAUUCAGUUUUUGCAAUAGAGCCUCAGCAUUUUCUUUUCUGUGUUCAUGCCUGCUAUGAUGUGGGCUCCCAGAGAGCAGGAAUGGGCUGGGUUUUUGUCUUUAUGGUACAAUGCAGACAUUUAAUAAAUGCUUGAUUGAUUUAUUAAUUA